AUUAAAUGCCAAUGGCCUAGAAAAAUAACAAAAUCCCACCUAAAACUAGAAACAAAACAACAAAAUUAAAUGUAACUCAAAGCUCUUGGUGGACAGCUGUUGCAUUCUUUGCUCGUGCGCGUGACAGAAACCAUGCAAAAAAAUUUCAGUUUUUUUUUCCACUCGUCAUCAGUUGAGUUCACCACCACCAUCAUUUUUGUUGCUUAUUUUUAGUAUUUCUAAUCGUUAAUUUUCAAUUUACAGUAAAACCCAACUGGAGAAAUUAGUGAGAAAGCGGUUAAAAUAGUAGGAAUUGUGGUGUGGGAUCCUAGAAGGGGUUUAAAAAUCAACAAAGAUGGCUUUGAAGGUGGUGGUGUGGCUUCUGCAAAAAACUUGCUAAUUUCUAGGUAUUCCUUGCUUCUUCAUUUCUUUAUUCUGGGUUUUUUUAAUCUUUAAUAAAUUUGGUAUCUUUACAAUCCUUUUUUCUUUAUUCAAUCAACCCCUUGGGCUCUGUGAAAAACAAAAAAAAAUAAAAUUUAAUCUUUGUUCUUGUGGGGUGGAGAAUUAGGUAAGUGUGGGGAGGUGGGAGUGUUUUUAUUUGGAGUCUGAAUGAAGCAAAAAACUGUGUUUUUUUUGUGUAGUGUGUGAGUGUGUGUUUUUUCUUCACAGAGAUUGAGGAGGAGGAGGGAGGAAGAAAAAACAUCGAAACCUAAAUGGUGCAAAACCGAGAAGGGAAGUUUGGAAAUUGAGGCAAUGUCGAUGCCCAGCUCGAGGCAAAACCUUCUUCACCUUAACCAAAACCCAAAAUUCCAUUUCCCAUCAUUGUUAAACACUCUGUUUCCGCCACCCCUUUUCUUCUCCUUCACCAUUCUUUCAGCCCUUUUCAUCAAUUUCUUCUCGGUUACUGCCUCAGGUAGUAAUCUUGAAGCUUUUACUCUGUAUUCAUGGCUGCAUGGCUCUGCUCCACCUCCUCAGGCUUUUUCAAGUUGGAGCUUGAAUGACCAGAACCCAUGCAAAUGGGCUUUUAUAACAUGUAAUUCCCAAGGUUUUGUUUCUGAGAUUACUAUUCAAUCCAUCCCUUUGCAGCAUCCUUUGCCUUCAAAUCUUUCCUCAUUCAAAUCCCUCCAAAAAGUUGUCAUUUCUGAUGCAAAUAUCACCGGGAGCAUUCCGGCAGAUAUCGGUGACUGUGCUUCACUCACAGUCAUUGACUUCAGUGAUAAUGGCCUAGUGGGAAGUAUUCCAGUCAGUAUUGGUAAGCUUCAAAAUCUUGAAGAUUUGGUCUUGAACUCGAAUCAAUUGACAGGGAGGAUUCCAGCUGAGCUGAGCAAUUGUCGAAGGUUGAAGAACCUUUUUCUCUAUGAUAACCUUCUUAGUGGCACCAUUCCUCCUGAAUUAGGCCUUCUUUCAAAUCUUGAAGUUCUCAGGAGUGGAGGUAAUAAGGAUAUCAUUGGGAAAAUCCCUGAUGAGAUUGGGAACUGUCGGAACUUGACCAUUUUAGGCCUUGCAGAUACAGGGCUUUCAGGUUCUCUGCCUCCUUCAUUAGGUAAGCUUACCAAACUGAAGACAUUGUCUAUAUAUACUACCAUGGUUUCUGGAGAAAUCCCACCAGAAUUAGGAAAUUGUUCUGAGCUUGUCAAUUUGUACUUGUAUGAAAAUAGUCUUUCUGGUUCAAUCCCACCUGAGCUUGGCAAGCUAAAAAGUCUAGAUAAACUGCUGUUGUGGCAAAAUAAUUUGGUUGGGGUUAUUCCAGAGGAUAUUGGGAACUGUAGUAGAUUGACAAUGAUUGAUUUGUCUUUGAAUUCAUUGUCCGGGACUAUACCUUGGUCUUUAGGGGGGCUUUCUGAACUUGAGGAAUUCAUGAUUAGUAACAAUAAUGUAUCUGGAUCGAUCCCUGCGGUUCUUUCCAACGCCUCAAAUCUUAUGCAGUUGCAGCUUGAUACUAAUCAGAUCUCGGGUUUGAUACCACCUGAGUUAGGGAAGUUGUCAAACCUUGUAGUAUUCUUUGCUUGGCAAAAUCAGCUUGAAGGGAGCAUUCCAGCAAGUUUGGCUGGUUGUACUAGCUUGCAGGCUCUAGAUUUGUCUCACAACUCACUUACUGGUAGUAUACCCCCUGGUUUGUUUCAGCUGCAGAACCUUACAAAGCUUCUUUUGGUUUCUAAUGACAUUUCGGGGACUAUACCUCCAGAUAUUGGCAAAUGCAGUUCUUUAGUAAGGUUGAGGCUUGGAAAUAAUAGGAUCACAGGUGAAAUUCCUAAAGAGAUUGGUGGCCUUAAGAUCUUGAACUUUCUUGAACUCUCUGGUAAUCGCCUUUCUGGACCAGUGCCUGAUGAGAUUGCAGGUUGCUCUGAGCUGCAGAUGGUAGACCUAAGCAAUAAUACGCUUGAAGGUUCUCUGACCAAUGGAUUAUCAUCUCUGUCCGGGCUUCAAGUCUUGGAUGUUUCAAUGAAUCAGUUUUCAGGUCCUAUACCAGCAAGUUUGGGCCGCCUUUCUUCUUUGAACAAGUUAGUCCUGAGUCAGAAUUCAUUCUCUGGAUCAAUACCUCCUUCACUGGGCCUCUGUUCGAGUCUCCAGUUUCUGGAUCUCAGUGGCAAUAGUCUCUUUGGUUCCAUUCCUUCUGAGUUGAGCAAACUCGAAUCUCUUGAGAUUUCUCUCAAUCUCAGUUGUAAUGGACUCACUGGGACAAUUCCUGCUCAAAUAUCUGCACUCAGCAAGCUGUCAAUUCUGGAUCUGUCACACAAUAAGCUUGAGGGAAGCUUAGCUCCACUUGGCAGGAUGGACAAUCUUGUCUCCCUCAAUGUGUCGUUCAAUAACUUUUCAGGUUAUCUUCCUGAUAACAAGCUGUUUCGGCAAUUAUCAGUGUCAGAUCUAGAAGGGAAUCAAGGUUUGUGCUCAGUUGGACGAGAUAUGUGCUUUAGGGACAACAUUGAAGCAUCUAAAAGUGAUGGUGCAAGAAGGUCGAGGAGAAUCAAAAUCGCAAUUGCAAUGCUUGUAAUUCUGACAGUUGCAAUGGUGGUCAUGGGAACACUGGCAGUUCUUCGAGCACGGAGGGUUUUAAAAGGUGAUGGUGAUUCAGAAUUGGGAGAGUCGUGGCCCUGGCAGUUUAUUCCCUUUCAGAAGAUAAAUUUUACUAUUGAUCAAGUAUUGAAAUGCCUUGUUGAGUCAAAUGUGAUUGGAAAGGGUUGUUCUGGAGUUGUGUACAAGGCCGAUAUGGAAAAUGGAGAGAUCAUUGCAGUGAAGAAGCUGUGGCCAUCAACAUUGGGUUCUACCAAUGGAUGCGAUGAAGAAAAAUGUGCAGUUCGUGAUUCCUUCUCAGCAGAAAUAAAAACGUUGGGCACCAUCAGGCAUAAGAACAUUGUAAGGUUCUUGGGCUAUUAUUGGAAUCGCAACACGAGAUUGCUUAUGUAUGACUACAUGCCUAAUGGGAGCUUAGGCAGCCUUCUUCACGAGAGGCGUGGCAGUUCUCUGGAGUGGGAUUUGAGAUAUCAAAUUCUUUUGGGAGCUGCACAGGGGUUGGCUUAUUUACACCAUGAUUGUGUCCCUCCAAUUGUUCAUAGAGACAUUAAAGCCAAUAACAUCCUGAUUGGUCUUGAAUUUGAGCCAUACAUUGCUGAUUUUGGCCUGGCCAAGCUUGUUGAAGAUGGCGAUUUUGCUAGAUCAUCCAAUACAGUUGCAGGCUCCUAUGGCUAUAUUGCUCCUGAAUACGGUUACAUGAUGAAGAUCACAGAGAAAACUGAUGUGUAUAGCUACGGCGUGGUGAUGUUGGAAGUCCUUACAGGGAAACAACCAAUUGAUCCAACAAUCCCUGAUGGCGUGCACGUGGUAGAUUGGGUACGACAGAAAAGAGACAGUUUGGAAAUCAUUGAUCCAAGCUUGUUAUCCAGGCCUGAAUCAGAGGUCGACGAAAUGAUACAAACAUUAGGGAUAGCCCUAUUAUGUGUAAACUCAAGCCCUGACGAGCGGCCAACAAUGAAAGAUGUGGCUGCAAUGCUCAAGGAAAUCAAGCACGAAAGAGAAGACUACUCAAAAGUCGACGACCUACUCAAAGGCUCUCCGACAGCAUCGCCAGUGAAUAAGAAAUCGAGAUCAAAUAGUUGUGUUCCAGCAGCAACAUCUUCAUCUGCACAACAGGCAAUCCAUAAACUGUUCCCUAGAAGCAAUAACACCAGUUUCUCAGCGUCCUCAUUGCUUUAUUCAUCAUCAUCAUCAAAUGGCAAACUUGGAUUCAAAUGAACCAUAUUGUUAAGUUAGAUGGCUGUUGAAGUUUGUCUUGGAUUUUUUUUUCUUUUUUAUAAUUGUUAGUUUGAUGUAAUUAAAGAAGCAAGAAAUAGCUACCAUAAUUAUCAUUAUAAAAAAUGUAAGAGUUGCAGAGGUGAUGAAAUAUUGAAAUGAAAACAAUCAAUAUUGAAAGCCA
Molecule: messenger RNA, 4390 nt
Organism: Oldenlandia corymbosa var. corymbosa
Lineage: Eukaryota; Viridiplantae; Streptophyta; Magnoliopsida; Gentianales; Rubiaceae
Source: the annotation of a GenBank genome assembly